Fragaria vesca subsp. vesca is the source of this 2006-nucleotide messenger RNA. Its product is annotated as acetolactate synthase small subunit 1, chloroplastic-like. The transcript is spliced from 12 exons. Gene Ontology annotation, biological process: L-valine biosynthetic process. Lineage: Eukaryota; Viridiplantae; Streptophyta; Magnoliopsida; Rosales; Rosaceae. Gene Ontology annotation, molecular function: acetolactate synthase regulator activity; acetolactate synthase activity. The record is from RefSeq and is a predicted model, not a curated record. Gene Ontology annotation, cellular component: cytosol. The coding region runs from base 1 to 1440 and encodes 479 amino acids.
AUGGCGGCUUCUCUGUCAUCACCACCGUGCUCAACUUCACUAUUCACCCCGAACCCAUGUUUCCGAGUCGAUUUGGGACGUGGGUUCCGGAAAAGUUUAGACCUUGGUCAUCAGAGGCCACUAAAGUUCAAGUCUUUGGCGUCUAAGGACCUGGUGGUCUCUGCUAGCACCAACAAUGCUGUGUCUGUCACUGACCCUGCGCCUUCAUUGAUUCGCUCUAAGGUGAAACGCCAUACAAUUUCAGUGUUUGUUGGUGAUGAGAGUGGAAUUAUAAACCGAAUAGCAGGGGUUUUUGCCAGGAGGGGUUACAAUAUUGAGUCCCUUGCUGUUGGCUUGAACAAGGACAGGGCUCUCUUUACCAUAGUUGUCUCAGGGACUGAAAAGAUUUUGCAGCAAGUUGUUGAACAGCUCAACAAGUUGGUGAAUGUGAUAAAGGUUGAAGAUAUCUCAAGGGAGCCACAAGUAGAACGUGAAUUGAUGCUUAUCAAACUUCAUGCAGAUCCAAGCAACCGUGCAGAGAUCAUGUGGUUAGUGGACAUCUUCAGAGCAAAAAUUGUGGACAUCUCUGAACACUCACUAACAAUUGAGGUUACUGGAGACCCUGGGAAAAUGGUUGCUGUUCAAAGAAACUUUAGCAAAUUUGGAAUCAAAGAACUUGCAAGAACUGGAAAGAUUGCUUUGAGACGAGAAAAGAUGGGUGAGACGGCUCCUUUUUGGAGAUUUUCUGCAGCUUCUUAUCCUGAUCUUGAAAGAAUGUCUGAUGAUGAAGUUGCGGUGAAAGCAAAUCAUUCAGCCAAUGGUUCUAGCAGUAUUGCCUCACAGGGUGAUGUUUAUCCAGUGGAGCCAUAUGAUGACUGUCCUUCAAAUCAAGUACUUGAUGCUCAUUGGGGUGUGCUCUAUGAUGAAGAUUCAAGUGGUGUUCAAUCACACACUUUGUGUAUGCUGGUGAGUGAUGUACCUGGAGUCCUGAACAUAGUAACAGGAGUCAUAUCUCGAAGAGGUUAUAACAUUCAGAGUUUAGCUGUGGGACCUUCUGAGAAGGAAGGGCUUUCUCGCAUUACAACUGUUGUUCCUGGUACUGAUGACACAAUUACCAAGUUGGUCCAGCAACUUCGCAAGUUAAUAGAUCUUCAUGAGGUUCGGGAUAUUACACACUUGCCAUUUGCUGAGCGAGAGUUGAUGUUAAUAAAGAUUGCUGUAAAUGCUAAUGCUAGAAGGGAUGUUCUCGAUAUUGCUGGCAUUUUCCGUGCUAAAGCCGUUGAUGUUUCUGAUCACACAAUUACUCUUGAGCUUACCGGCGAUUUGAAUAAAAUGGUUGCAUUGCAGAAGUUACUAGAGCCCUAUGGGCUUUGUGAGAUUGCGCGGACUGGGAGAGUGGCAUUAGAGCGGGGUUCUGGUGUGGAUUCCACUUCUCUCCGUGGAUACCCCCUUCCAUUAUAAUGCCAGGGAUUUCUCACUGGCUUUUUAUUAUGGCUGACCACGUAAUGUAAGUUCUUGUUUUCCUCCACUUUGAUAAGGCAACAUUUUCGCGUGCUGGCUACAUUCAUAUCAGAAAAGGAAUAAACAUCCAAGUCAAGUCUUUUGAUUAUCUGUGUCUGGUCUCACGGAAGUGUUCAACAUGCACUCGGAAGAAGUUCCAGUUACUUAUAUGUCGUACUUUUCUUCUUGGACAAGUAGGAGACCUCCCUCCUUCGGACCUUGAUCAACCUAAGGAUGUAGGAGUAGCAAGUGGUUGGCCAUUAGGCUAACCAUGGAGGUUGAAGUUAAGGCAUGAUUGUGUGUCCAAUCCUAGGGUUUAAGCUUUUGUUUGAAUUAUGUAUUAUAACAACCAUAGAUAGAUGUGAAAUUGUAUCUCUCAGUAUCAAAUAUUGUAGCCUUUUUUUUUUUGGCAAGCGAAGGGAGAUUAACAUCGUCCCUCACGAAAAUUUAUUGAAAAAUAAAAAAUGUACAAUAAGCUAGAGGACUAGGCCAAUGUCAGCCAUAAAGUAUAAAAAUCUUCUAAAACC